Musa acuminata AAA Group (dessert banana) is the source of this 3090-nucleotide messenger RNA. RefSeq lists its product as uncharacterized. The record is from RefSeq and is a predicted model, not a curated record. The transcript has 6 exons. NCBI's taxonomy places the organism in Eukaryota, Viridiplantae, Streptophyta, Magnoliopsida, Zingiberales, Musaceae. The coding region runs from base 771 to 2753 and encodes 660 amino acids.
UGCUUACGCGGUUCCUCGGAGGAGUCGGUUUGCUUUGUGUUGGCGUCAAGAGUCUCAUGUCUUCGACCGCAAGUCGAGUGCCACCACACGCGGGAAUUAACGCUCUCCGUGGUCAACGAGCCACCCUUCCUGCCGGCAGGUGCGCCAAUCUCAACAGCGUACCUGAAGAUCAUGUGCGCAUCUCAAGGGGAUUGUAAUCCCGGGGGACGAGGAUUCUGCACUGUAAUGCACCUCUUCGGCGGAAGAGGGUUUUUGUCUGUUGCAUCCCAACGUAGAUGAGACAUGAGGGAUUUGAGUCGUAGUGCACUGAUCACGGACUCAAAGUUACAUUCUCAAUUCAUUCACGGAGUAAUCUGAAGCUGAAAAACUAGAAGCUACGUAUUGCAAGGCAGAUAAUUGGAUGAUGCUGUGAGUCCCAUGAGCUCUUCGUCUGUUGUGACCGUCCUCAGCUUGUCUUGUCAGUAUGACAGCUCCUGUUCUGCUAGCUUUUUCAGAACAUGGGCGGGCCAUCCCCACGACGAGCUUCUUAAUUGACCUUCACCAGCAAUCAUUAUUAUUGGAUAGCUUUGUCUCGUGGGGAAGAGAUCAUAGACUCAUUUUUUUCAUCUCAAGAAAAAGAUGCCAAUUGUUCGAUUCCUUGAUGAACAAGACUGUUUCCUGCAUGCAUGUCAAACUUUUUCUCCUUUUGCCAGUGCCACAGAGGAAAUGAUGGAGUCAUCGACACUGAAGGUAGUCUUACAAAGACCAUAAUGUAGCUGCUCCUCCGGUUCAUGAUUUUGAGCAGUGCGAUGGCGCCAAAUAAGUUAUGCCUGAUGGGACGAUCCACCGCGCAGACACAAUUCCCGGAAGUUGCCGCUCCGGCGAGCCGCUCUCCCAAGACCAUAACGCUGCGUCCCUCCUCCGAUUCCCUGCCCGGACGAGCUCGCUACCUCCGCCGUCAAAUCAAGAAGCCUCCUUUCUCAGGUGGGAGGCGGAGCUUCCCCGUCACUCCCCACUUGAGUUGGAAGCUGGACGAUGCGGAACGGUUGGUGCGGAAGCCUGAGCGGGUCGGUCCGAGCGGAGAAGGUCGACGGGAUGACAAGAGUGCCGCAGGAAGGCUGUUGACUGGAUUAUCGGCGAGGAAGCUCGCGGCGGCGUUGUGGCAUUUUCAGGCGGCAGAGGUUAGUGGUGGCGGGCGGGAACGCCGGAGAGCUCGGCUAGGGUUGGAGCCUGAUCCAAGGAAUCUUCGCCUUCCAAAUGUCUGUCAUCAUGAUAGAACAGGCCUCCUCGGUAGCAUCAGUAAUGAGCUUGUUAGUUCUAUCUCAUCCGACCCGAAAGCUACUUCACGGAAGCUCGAAGCAUCUGCUUCAUAUCUCGAUUUGGCAAUGGAGAAAGCAACAAAAUGGGAGGCUGGGUGCUUAAGGUCUUCGGAUAAGGUUUAUCACGAUGAUGGUCACCUAAAGCUUCCCAAGGAUUGGCUGACGACUACUUCCAUCAUUUCUAUUCUUCAGGCAGAGCUCAAGCAGGCUCGUCACCGCAUUAAUGAGCUUGAAAAUGAGAGACGAUCUGCCAAGGAAAAGCUGAAUCACUUCUUGAGGAAGCUUGCGGUUGAGAAGGCUUCAUGGCAGAAUAGAGAGAGUAGAGAGCAUGAGAAAGUUCUGAACAUUAUUGAAGUCAUCAAGGAUGACCUCAGUAGAGAGAGGAAAGUUCGGAAGAGAGUGGAGAUCAUGAAUUCCAAGCUUGUACAUGAGCUUGCUGAGGCCAAGUUAUUAGCAAAGCAGUCCUUGCAAGACUAUGAGAAGGAGAAGAAGGAACGUGAGCUCAUUGAGGAGGUAUGCAAUCAGUUUGCAAAGGAGAUCGGGCAUGACAAAGCUGAAGCAGAAUCUUUGAAGAGAGAAUCUACAAAAAUCCAGGAAGAAUUGGAUGAAGAGAGAAGGAUGCUGCAGAUGGCAGAGGUUUGGCGUGAAGAAAGGGUACAGAUGAAACUGGUAGAUGCAAAACUCAUGCUCGAGGAAAAGUAUGCAGAGUUGAGCGAGCUUCAAGCAGAUCUAGAUGCAUUUCUCAGAGCACAUUCUGAUUCUAAUGGAAAUAUGUCAUUGCUGAAAGAAGCUGAGGCGUUUAGAGAGGCGGUCAGCUUACUGAAGUUCCAGGACAUUAAGUUCCAUUACCAGCCUCCUCCAACUUCAGGGGAUAUCUUCUCUGUUUUUGAAGAACUCCAGCCAAGAGAAGAAACUAUUGAAAGAGAGAUUGACCCAUGCUGUGGUUACAGCCCUGCAAGUCAUGCCUCCAAAAUCCACACGGUGAGCCCUGAAACUGAUAUCUUUCUGGAAAAUCCAAUGAAGAUGAGAGAUGAGGAUCACAGCGACUUGGAGUCCAUGAGCUAUGCUGAGGGGCAGGGUUCUUGUAAUUCUCCAGAGGCCCAUGAAGAAAGCGUUGCUUCAGUUAGUGGAACUGAUUGUGAUAUGAAAAGAGAUAAUGACAGCUUAAACAGUGAAAUUAGUGAAGUUUGUUCAAGAACCACCAGGCAAUCCAGGAAGGUGUCUUCUAUAGGUAGAUUUUGGAGGUCAACUUGUACAAGCAAUGGCAACAAGAAGAAAUUUUCAGUAGGUUUAUCAAAUGAGAACCUAUUGAGAGGUCGGAUGUUGAACGCCACUCUAUCUCCUGACAUGAAUUCAGGUGAAGUUUGCCCAAGCUCACCGAGUGUGGGGCAAGAGUGUUCCUCUAAUUCGAUAAACUCUCAUAUCAGCAGAGGAACAGAAGGUUGCAUCGAAUGAGCAAGGGAGGCAAAGAAUCACAGUUUGAAGGCUAAGCUUCUCGAGGCAAGAAUGGAGAACCGGAAGAUUCAGUUGUGCGACGUUAUGAAACAUAAUUCUUAGGAUGAACAUUGAUCUCCCAAUGGAGAUUGUACUCUCAAUCAAGCUGGUUGAAUUUUGUCUUUAUAGUAGUACUUGUAUCAUAUCUAAAGCACGAGUACCAGAGUAUGUGUACGUAUUCCAUGGAAAGUCACUACCACAACUUAGAUUGCAGUUGAAUGAGAAUUCAUAUCUAAAACAUGAUGUAUAAAUAUUCCAUGGAAAGUCACUAUUUGUGGCUGAUGGAGAAUUUGGGUCA